Messenger RNA from Rhagoletis pomonella (apple maggot), 2103 nucleotides. RefSeq lists its product as uncharacterized. NCBI's taxonomy places the organism in Eukaryota, Metazoa, Arthropoda, Insecta, Diptera, Tephritidae. The transcript has a single exon. The record is from RefSeq and is a predicted model, not a curated record. The coding region runs from base 1 to 2103 and encodes 700 amino acids.
AUGCCCCACAAUCCACUGCCUCACGCACCCACGCAAGGUAAUAUGAGAUCCUUGGCAAUAUCUGAAGGCGUAGAUGAUCUUGCUCGUAAUACCACCGUUUUAUUUCAUGCCAAGGAAAAUAAAAGCACGAUUUUCCGCUAUAUAGCCGUGACACUUCAUGGUAAAACGGGGUCAAUAGAAGCAUACGCGUUCAUUGACGAAGGGUCAGCGUGCACUCUUGUCGAAGACGGGUUGGCAGCUGAACUUGGUCUCGACGGACCGACAGAAGACCUCUGCCUUCAGUGGACAGGUGAGGUUACACAAAACGAGGCGAAUUCAAAAUCUGUUUCGCUGCAUAUUUCAGCUCGAAGUUCAGGUUCAAAGAAAUACUUAAUAAAAAAUGUACGCACUGUAACCAAUCUCAAUUUGCCCAUUCAGACACUUGAGAGCGCUGCCAUAUCAUGUCGAGAGCAUUUGAGAAAAUUACCAAUUCAUCCAUAUGUAGCAGCCCAGGCGCGUAUUUUUAUCGGCCUCGAUAACAUUAAGCUUGGUGUUCCUUUGCAAACUCGUGAUAAAGAUGGCGACGACCUAGUAGCAGCGAAAUGUAAAAUAGGGUGGUCCGUCUAUGGACGUAACGACGUAAACGAAGCCUCACGCCAACGUGUGAUGCAUAUUUGCACAUGCAGUGUAGAUAGCCGCAUUGAGGAGUUAGUCAAGUCACACUAUACGGUAGAAUCGAUCGGCGUGAAAGACGUAUCCCCUUUAGUUUCUAAGGAAGAUGAGCGUUCGCAGCGUAUAAUGAAUUCAACUACAAAAUAUCUUCCAAGCGAAAAGCGAUGGGAAACCGGUCUUCUCUGGAAGUAUGACCAGAUCCAGCUGCCUGAGUCCUUACCUAUGGCUAAGCGCCGUCUUCAGUGCCUUGAGAAAAGGAUGGCGCGUGAUCCUAGCUUAAAAACAUUUCUGGUAGACACCAUUCAGCAAUGCGAACAGAAGGGUUAUGUGCGAAAAGUACGUAAAGAUGAAGUGCUGGCUGGUCCCAAAUCCUGGUAUAUACCAAUUUUCACCGUAACCAACCCCAACAAAAACAAAACUAGGUUGGUGUGGGAUGCUGCGGCUGCGGUUGAUAAGGUUGCUUUAAAUUCUGUACUCCUAAAACGUCCAGACCUAUUGAAAUCAAUGGUAGGUAUUCUGGUCUGCUUUCGUGAAAAUCCAAUAGCUUUGUGCGGCGACAUCCGUGAGAUGUUUCACCAAAUACGUGUCAGGCAGGAGGAUCAAACUGUUCAAAAGUUUUUAUGGCGGAAUGGUGAAACAUCAAAGGAACCGAAUGUAUAUGUCAUGCAAGUUACGACGUUUGGUGCAACUUGCUCUCCAUCAAUAGCUAAUUAUGUCAAGAAUAAAAAUACUUCUCGUUUCGAAGUUCAUCAUCCAUAUGCCGUUAAAACGAUUUUGGAUAAUACCUUUGUAGACGACUGGCUACAAAGCAUGCAAACUGAAGACGAGAUGAUCAAAUUAGCUACAACAGUUCGCCACAUUCACGCCGAUGGAGGGUUUGAAAUGCGAAACUGGAUAUCAAACUCCACGAAAGUUUUGGUGGCCUUGACAGGGCAGUCAGAGCAGAACAACAAGUAUAUCGAAGAACCAAAUUUAAAACACGAGAAGGUACUAGGUAUGUGGUGGUCACUGAUGGCGGAUGUGUUGACGUUUUUCGAACAUUUCCCGAAACAAGAUUAUAAUGAAAUCAACAUCCCAACGAAGCGCCAAAUGUUACGUGUUAUAAUGACUGUAUUUGACCCGUUAGGAUUGUUGGGUUUCUACCUCAUCUCUGCGAAAAUUUUAAUGCAGGAGGUAUGGCGUUCGGGCGUCUCGUGGGACGAACCAAUAGGUAAAGAAGAGCAGGAGAAAUGGUGGCAGUGGAUACGACGCCUGCCUGCCAUCACUGAUAUUAAGGUGCCUCGGUGUUAUCCGUUAGUAAGUCAUGGCGAACGAGUCCAGCUACACACAUUUGUGGACGCCAGCGUAGAUGCUUAUGCGGCCGUCGUGUACCUCCGCGCAGAGAAAAAUGCUGAUGUUGAUUGUUGCUUGGUUGCGUCCAAAACCCGAGUUGCGCCACUUAAGCCAGUAUAG